UUGUAACUUUAGUCGUUCCACUGAAAGGCAAGCUGAGAGAGCCUGAGCAUUUGUGCAGGCGGAGAAGGAGGUUACAAUCCAGAACUUUUGGUGUUAUUGUUCGCCGCUGUAAAAGGUGUUAAGUUCUGUCUCCUGUUGCACGCAAACAGAUUUCAACGCUUUCCGAAAUCAAGCUUAGAGCUAAACUAACGUUGGCCAAUUACACGUAACGUCGUUGAAUGGAAGCAGCAUCCUUUAUUUUUUCGUUGAAUUACUUAGAAUUGGAAAAGCAGGAAAAAAAAAUAAAGGAUAUGAAGGUUGGAAUUGUAUUUUUGUUGUUCGCCGCGGUCUGCGAAUCGUACAGGAUCCUAUGUAUAUUUCCGCACCAGAUGAAAAGCCAUUUCGACGUGUUCGAGCCGCUUUUAAAGGAACUAAGUGCAAGGGGGCACGAUCUAACAGUUAUUAGCCAUUUCCCGCAAAAACGGAAAAUCUCUCGGUAUACGGAUAUAAGCUUAAAAGGUAGCGCGGAUAUACUUGUCGAGGCGGUUUCCUUAAAUCAAAUCAACCCGUCUCGGAUAGACAAAUAUUUAACGUCGCGUUUCAUAACGCGUUUUGCAAACAUCGUGUGCCAGAAGGGCUUAUCUCUUCCAGCAGUGAGAAACUUACAUCAGGAUGGAUGCAAAUUCGAUCUGGUCAUUGCCGAAUUCUUCAGCAGCAAUUGCUUCCUGUCCUUGCUGAACCAAUGCCGCGUUCCAUUAAUUGCGACCAGCUCAUGCGAAUUACUGCCGUGGAUUAAUGACUUCUUUGCGAAUCCAGAUAAUCCCUCCUAUAUCCCUAUAGUUUUUAUGGAUUACUAUAAGAUGGGAUUUAUCGAGAGGCUUGAGAACGCCUUUCUCUAUAUGGCAAACAAAGUGCUCUAUGAAUACUUCAGCGUCUGGGACGCGAACAGCGCGGCCAAGGCUAAUUUCAACGUGCAGAACGUCGAGAGAUUUGCCUUUAAUGCGAGUUUGAUGUUGGUCAAUUCCUACUUCGCAUUGAAUAGAGCUAGGCCCUUUGUACCUUCCAUUAUUGAAGUCGGCGGCAUUCACCUGCAAGAACCUAAACAACUUCCUUUGAAUAUCGAGAAAUGGAUAAACGAAUCCAAGGAUGGGGUGAUCUAUUUUAGCAUGGGUUCAAUGAUCAAAGGGCAUACAUUUCCAGAGCACAAGAAGCAGGCGUUCCUGAGGGCUUUUGGUCGUCUCAAGCAGCGAGUCCUGUGGAAAUGGGAAAACGACACGAUGCCUGGAAAACCUGACAACGUAAUGAUCCAAAAGUGGAUGCCGCAGUUUGACAUCUUGUGUCAUCCAAAUGUGAAGGGCUUUGUGUCGCACGGAGGCCUCUUGGGCACAACUGAAGCAGUCCAUUGUGGUGUUCCAGUGGUCGUAAUGCCCCAAUUUGGGGACCAGCACACGAAUGCCAGAGCUUUGGAAGCUGGCGGUGGCGGAAUUGUCCUUGACUUCCACAAUAUCGAAGAAGAUACGGUUUACAGAGCCCUGAAAACCAUCCUCGACCCCGAGUUUAACAAGAAGGCGAAACAAUUGUCGGAAAGAUUUAGAGAUAGACCCAUGCCACCAUUGGAGACUGCAAUUUAUUGGAUCGAAUAUGUUGCCAGGCAUAAGGGAGCGGACCAUAUGAGAACUGCGGCCGUUAAUAUGCCAUUUUACCAGUACCUUCUUUUGGAUGUCAUAGCAUUCUUGAUCUUGGCGUUGGCUUUCACGAUAUUUAUCGUUUACCAUACCAUUAGAAUUACUUGUGGCAUGUGCUGUAAGAAAACACAAAAAGUCAAGAAAUCUUAAGACAUUUUGUUUCUU
Nicrophorus vespilloides is the source of this 1829-nucleotide messenger RNA. Its product is annotated as UDP-glucuronosyltransferase 1-7C-like. The transcript is spliced from 4 exons. Bases 219 to 1814 code for a protein of 531 amino acids. The record is from RefSeq and is a predicted model, not a curated record. Gene Ontology annotation, molecular function: UDP-glycosyltransferase activity. NCBI's taxonomy places the organism in Eukaryota, Metazoa, Arthropoda, Insecta, Coleoptera, Silphidae.